This is a messenger RNA of Triticum turgidum subsp. durum (durum wheat), 1116 nucleotides long. The record is from the annotation of a GenBank genome assembly. Lineage: Eukaryota; Viridiplantae; Streptophyta; Magnoliopsida; Poales; Poaceae.
AUGGCGCCCGCGUCCUCCUCCUGGGUCAUCCUGGGCCGCGUGCCACGGGUGACGGCGGCCGACGCAGACCUCCCUCCGGGCGCCGACCUUUCCCUCGCUCUGCCGGCGCCCCCGCGCGUUGCGACCCUCACCAUCCCCCCGCGCAUCUUCCCUGCCCGCACCACCUCCGACAACUUCCCGGCCGUCGUCGCCGUCGACCCCACCGGCCUCCUCCUCCUCCACGCCGACCAGGGCCGCGCCACGGGCCCCACCAUCGUCGACACAGCCGGCAACCAGUCGUUCGGCUGGCGCCCAUUCGUCGCGGGCUACUUCGUCCUUGACGCUACAACCGCCUCCGCCCUUCCGCUCCCAAAGCCCGAGCUCAUCCUGCACUCGGGCCACCUCGGCCUCAUCUCCUCCCCGCGGGGUGGCGGCCACUACAUGGUCGUUGAGCUCCAGCCCAUCCUCGGCGGUCAGGAGGGCACCCUCCUACGCUUCUCGUCCGACGUCGGAGAGUGGGUCAGCAAGGGCAUCCACAUCCCGCUUCCUUUCCGGCAGUUGGCCCCCAACGGUGCGGUCUCGUACUACGGGAGGCUCUGGUGGGUCGACCUCUCCUGGUGCCUCCUCACCUGCGACCCCUUCGAGGACGCGCCGGUGCUGAGGGUCGUCCCGCUACCGCCGGGCAAGGUGCUCAAGUGCAGGGAGGGUUGGGGAUUUCUCGACAAGUACCGCUGCGUGCGUGUCAGCGGCGGCAAGCUGCGGUUCCUGGACAUGUACCGGAACCGUAACAGCCAGGGCGCUGCACAGAUCAGCGUCUGGACGCUCGCCGAUCCGGAGUCCACGGAGUGGACGCUGGAGUACGAGGCCACCUUUGCGGAGAUCUGCAACGACGCGAGCUACAAGGCGACUGGUCUGCCAAAGAAGAUCCCGGUGCUUGGGCUCAUCCAUCCCAUCAACCCUGACGUGGUCUACUUCUUCCUCGACAAGAUCUGCUCGGUAUCGACGUGGGCGCUCGCAAGGUUGUGGAGUGUGAGGUCUACGAGCUGGUUGCCCCGCCUAGCGAGCACUUGGCUACCCGCUUCGUUCACGCUUGGCAGCUGCCACGGGCUCUCAGCUGCUCAGGUUGAAGCUGAGUGA